AUGUCUGCGUCUGACGAUGGAGAGUAUACCGAGCGAUCAACCACUCGCAGACGGAAGCGCAGGAGGACCACUAACCCAAGAGGACGAUCAUAUGUAGAAUCUCCCGAACCUUCGUUCAGUUCGCUGCUCGCGCCAGUCCUAGACGUUCUUGCAGAGCGAUAUGGGACUGCAGAAGGCAGGGAAAGAUAUGACAAUGGGUUUGAGCAGUUCAUGGAUGACCUGCUGCCGGAACUCACUCAGGCCGAAGCUGCGCUGCUGGAUAGAUUGAAGGAGGUCGACGAAUCCGGACAACUUGUGCGGCCUUUAACCCGCUCGCAAGCAAGUGAACUGCUGCAGAAGUUGACAUCGACUUCUAGCGCCGAUAAUCAGCUUUCCGCUCUUUCUGCGCUGGUGUCCAGGAAGCUGAAGCUACAGUCUGGAGACCUCCGUCGUCGGCUACUGGACGUAUCGAGUUCGCGAACUCACAGCGGACCCACAUCGCCCUUGGCUGCACGCACAUCCUCGUCUGCUAAUCCGCAAGUAAUCGACGCACUAUACUCCAUCCAAACGACGCCUUAUGAGCGAUCGUUCCUCUCGCGUGUUCAAGGCUUCCAGCCCAAACGUACUCACGGAGUCAUUGCGGUGGACUGGGAAACUCGCAGUCCGUGGAUGGAGCUCAUGAGCGAUGUCCGCCAGCAUUUCGCUCUAGCGCAUCCGGAGCGAGAACAGCUCGUGGAAACAAUUGCUCCUAUAGAGUACGUAACUCUGCAGGCGUCGCAUAUUGACCAAGUGCACGAUCUGCUUGGCCGUGUGUUCUGGGCUGGGAUUGACGUUAGCGACUCUCUCCAGUACACACCGGAGAAAUGCACCAUUGUGGCAACGUACAAACAGCUGGUAGUCGGCGCAGCAUUCCUUAGUUCGCCCCAAGAAACGUACAUCACAUACCUCGCCGUCCGCGCUGGCUGGGAGAACUCGCAAAUCGCAACGUACGUCGUUCCAUGUGUAGUCUACAGCAUAAUCUAA
Molecule: messenger RNA, 1002 nt
Organism: Sparassis crispa
Lineage: Eukaryota; Fungi; Basidiomycota; Agaricomycetes; Polyporales; Sparassidaceae
Exons: 6
Coding region: 1-1002 (333 amino acids)
Source: RefSeq, a predicted model, not a curated record